AUGGAGAAUCUGACAUAUAACAGCAUAAUUUUGCAAUUAGAAGGACUUAAGGUGUCGGAGCAAUCCAUGUACCCUGUUUUUCUAUUUUUCCUCUUUUUCUAUGUGAUUAUUUUGGUAACCAACAUUGGAAUAUUCGUUCUAAUAGCUGUACACAGAAGCCUACAUGAACCCAUGUACAUUCUCUUCUGUAACUUGCCCUUUAAUGAUGUAAUUGGCAACUCCAUCAUGGUACCUCGGCUGUUGGUGGACAUUUUAAGGCCACCAUCAGAGCGCUCUAUCAGUUAUGUUGAGUGUGCUAUUCAAGCGUUCUCUACACACACAUAUGCCACAACCUCUCAUACCAUUCUAAUGAUCAUGGCCUUUGACAGAUAUGUGGCCAUAUGUGAUCCACUUCGCUACAGCACAAUUAUGACUAACAAAAUGGUGAUCACAUUAUCAGCUUCAGCCUGGGGUGUGGCAAUAUUUUUUAUCUCCAUCUUGUUAGGCCUUACUUUUAGGCUUAACCGUUGCAGAACAUUCAUUUCAAAUCCUUUUUGUGAUAAUGCAUCUUUGUUCAAGUUGUCUUGUGAGGAUGUGUCUGUCAAUAAUUUGUAUGGGCUAAUAUUCACAGUACUGCUGUUAGUCUCCUCCAUGGGAAGUAUUGCACUUACAUACAUUAAAAUAACUGCUGUCUGCUUAACAACCAAGAGUAAAACUUUGAACAGUCGGGCAUUGAAAACCUGCAGCACUCACUUGGCUGUCUAUUUGAUCAUGCUCAUCAGUGGGUUUAUUAUUAUAUUAUUGCACCGCUUCCCUGCCUAUGCAGAUUACAGGAAACUGUCUGCCCUGCUCUUCCACAUCGUUCCAAGCAUUUUGAAUCCUGUCAUUUAUGGCAUGCAGUGCACUGAGAUCAGACAUGUCCUUAUACGGGUGCUGUGCUCAAAGAAAGUAAGGCCAUAACAGAUGUUCUCAAAUUAAAUACUGUAAGGGAAGCUUGCUUCAAACAACCUGCACUGUAAACAGUGGUAAUAAGCAAGUGUUACCUGAAAGGGAUAGUUGACCUAUUUUGCAAUUUACUCACCCUCAUGUUGUUCCAAACCUUUAUUGAUUUAUUUUUUCCAUGGAACACAAAAGGAGAUGUUAGGCAGAAUGUUAGCAUCAGUCACCAUUAACUUUUAUUGUAUGGAAUAAAGAUGAAAUGAACAUUACAUCUCCAUUUGUGUUCAAUGGAAAAAGCAAAGACAUAAUUGUUUGGAACAAGUUAUUUUUCAAAAUAUUUUCAUUUUUGGGUGAGCUACAGUAUGUCAUUAAAGAGC
Myxocyprinus asiaticus (Chinese sucker) is the source of this 1295-nucleotide messenger RNA. RefSeq names its product olfactory receptor 146. Gene Ontology annotation, biological process: G protein-coupled receptor signaling pathway. Gene Ontology annotation, molecular function: olfactory receptor activity. The transcript has a single exon. The record is from RefSeq and is a predicted model, not a curated record. The coding region runs from base 1 to 939 and encodes 312 amino acids. Gene Ontology annotation, cellular component: membrane. NCBI's taxonomy places the organism in Eukaryota, Metazoa, Chordata, Actinopteri, Cypriniformes, Catostomidae.